This is a messenger RNA of Sycon ciliatum, 861 nucleotides long. RefSeq names its product histidine-rich glycoprotein-like. Lineage: Eukaryota; Metazoa; Porifera; Calcarea; Leucosolenida; Sycettidae. The record is from RefSeq and is a predicted model, not a curated record. The transcript has a single exon. The coding region runs from base 1 to 861 and encodes 286 amino acids.
AUGCAGCAGCCAUCACACCGUACAGCCAUCACACCGUACAGCCAUCACACCGUACAGCCAUCACACUGUACAGCCAUCACACUGUACAGCCAUCACACCGUACAGCCAUCACACCGCACAGCCAUCACACCGUACAGCCAUCACACCGUACAGCCAUCACACCGUACAGCCAUCACACCGUACAGCCAUCACACCGUACAGCCAUCACACCGUACAGCCAUCACACCGUACAGCCAUCACACCGUACAGCCAUCACACUGUACAGCCAUCACACUGUACAGCCAUCACACCGUACAGCCAUCACACCGUACAGCCAUCACACCGCACAGCCAUCACACCGCACAGCCAUCACACCGUACAGCCAUCACACUGUAUAGCCAUCACACCGUACAGCCAUCACACCGUACAGCCAUCACACCGUACAGCCAUCACACUGUACAGCCAUCACACCGUACAGCCAUCACACUGCACAGCCAUCACACCGCACAGCCAUCACACCGUACAGCCAUCACACUGUACAGCCAUCACACCGUACAGCCAUCACACUGCACAGCCAUCACACCGCACAGCCAUCACACUGUACAGCCAUCACACCGUACAGCCAUCACACCGUACAGCCAUCACACCGGACAGCCAUCACACCAUCACACCGUACGGCCAUCACACCGUACAGCCAUCACACCGUACAGCCAUCACACCGUACAGCCAUCACACCGUACAGCCAUCACACCGUACAGCCAUCACACCGUACAGCCAUCACACCGUACAGCCAUCACACCGUACAGCCAUCACACCGGACAGCCAUCACACUGUACAGCCAUCACACCGUACUGCAGUUCAGCCUACCUGCAAUCAACAUGA